This is a messenger RNA of Trifolium pratense (red clover), 611 nucleotides long. RefSeq lists its product as uncharacterized. The transcript is spliced from 6 exons. The record is from RefSeq and is a predicted model, not a curated record. Lineage: Eukaryota; Viridiplantae; Streptophyta; Magnoliopsida; Fabales; Fabaceae. The coding region runs from base 132 to 611 and encodes 159 amino acids.
UAUAGUCUGUGGUUGUUGUGAUGUAGAGGUAUGUUCAUAUACCUACCGGAGUGAAAGUGCUAAGAUAAGCUUUAUGAUUUUUGUUCACAGGUAAAAAGAUAAGCCCUUCCCAGUUUAAAGCCCAUGCUGGAAUGGCGGCUAGGCGUCAACCUUACCGCCACAUAUAUAUACUUCCAAUGGAUUUGCAUAGUGGUCACCAUUUGGUAGAAGAUCAGACAGCUACUGAAAAACAGAUUGACACACCUGUGAAAAAGUUCGGUACAAAGUCUGAUAGCAAAUUAAGGAGAUCAUACAUUGAAUGUCAACAUAAUAUGAUUUGGUUUUCAUCCUCCUUAUGCACUUUUGAUAUCCUUGUUCGUUUGUCCUGCAGCAACAAUUACAAGCACUACUUGAAGACAGGGAAAUAUACAAUACAUAAUGGUACAUUUAUUAAUCGUGCAAUGUUCACUAAGAGCUUCAUUGGUGUCUACAAUGGAAAUGGCGGAAUUGCAUUGAAGUUUUUUGCAUUGGAUUGGCUAGAAGUUUGUCCUUUAAGGGAAGAUAAAGUCAUUAAGCACAAUGACCUUUUUCACCACAUUCUGGCCGAAAGAGAUAAAGAAACUGGCCUUUAA